Messenger RNA from Symbiodinium sp. CCMP2592, 4410 nucleotides. Lineage: Eukaryota; Dinophyceae; Suessiales; Symbiodiniaceae. The record is from the annotation of a GenBank genome assembly.
AUGAAAAGCACGGGCUUGGAUUGGUCCGUAGGGGCAGCCUACUUGCUGGGAGAUGAAACUCAUGAGCUGACGAGAAGCGUCAGAGUUGCCGGCACCGACGUUGCUUACCAGAGGCUUCAAGUGGACCAGGAGGGCGUCUGCCUGAACAAGCUCGAGCGGACAGAUUCUGCGGAUGAAGGAGGCACAGCAGUGUGCGAUUCCCUUUGGGGCUGUUUUGAAGCGUCAUGGAAGGCCGUGCUUACCGCAUUGGUUGCCCUGGCGGCUGCCAUUGGUAUGCAGACGAUUCUGCCUUCGGUUCACGUUUCACGGUACCUUGUCAUGGAGACGACGGUGGUGGAUUAUCCGGCUGCCUUCGAAGUUAAAUCGGAGUAUCGGCCAGAAUGCGACACCAGGUCGUCAUCGUUCCAGAUUGGGAAUCGGGACUUCCUGGAGAAAUUGCAGGACUUUAGUUUCGUGUUUUUCUCCAUGGCGAGCAUCGUCAACAUGCUUACCGAAGUUAUUAAAACGGCCUCGGCCGUGCUGAUGCCACCUGUGAAACCUAUACCAGAUGCGGAUCAGUUCAUCCCGGACACCAGUCAGCCGGGCAACGUGGCUCUCCGACGAUGUCCUUCAAAUCGCUUUGUGACGUUGGGAAGCUUGGUUCCAUCUCCGCAGUAUCUUUGGCGCUCCGGGCCCGAUGCCAUGGAAUUCACACAAGCAGCACAGGAACUGAUCGCCUUCGUGCAGGGCGGACUGCUGGAGGGUCAACGAUCGGAAGGGUCAGAAUUUUCUCCUGCUGAUUCUGUCAAUGUUCUCAUGGAGGCUCCUCACAGUAUCAAGCUCGGCGGUAUGAUUGGCUUUUUCCCAUGGUCUAUGCAAACUGCAUGUUACCUCUUCCCCAUUCAGCUCAUCAGCUUGUUGUAUGACUUGAUUGCAGACUCCUUGCUCCGGAACCCUGAUUACCUCCUUAUUGUCACAGACAAGGACAAAUGGUGGGUUUGGUUUCAGCUCUCUUUUCGUCACGAGAUGCUUUUGCCGAUGCUACUGCAGGUGCUUCGCAUUCACAUCAGCGUAGACAACCUACGUGCCUUCUUUCGGGGAAUGCAAGGAGCCUCUGCAGGCAGAGUCAUCUUGUCCGUUGCAUGCUGCGUCGCGUUGCUGCCAAAGCUAUUGAUUUUCCUGCCAGCAUUAUUGGUCACCUUCCUCAUAGGGCUUCCUCCUACGUGGGCAGCAUGCACGCUGCUCGAGCGCACAACUGGUCGGUCAUACUGGCACGAAAAGGAGGGCCCUCACGUUGGUGUGCUGUACUGCUUCGUUCUCCCAGCGGCUGCUUUGGUGAACAGAAUAUUCUAUCAGUUUUCGGCAGGGACCUACCUAUGCACUCACAGUCGAGCCAGCUUGAUUCCGCUCCAGCAGGGGCAUCUCACAAUGGAUGCGCCACUUCUUUGCUUCGUGAUCUCGAUGUUUUUCUGCAGCCUUGCUGUGUUGGUUCCUCUUCGCUUCCUUCUUGCUUUCUUUCCCGAGACGUGCGGCAGGGGCGUGUUCGCCUUCCUGAGCCCUGCUGGAUUCUACAUUCGCUGGCUGGAGAACCCCUUGUACGACACCAGAAGCCUGCGGCUGGAUCGGGAAGGUUACGAGGAGCACCGAAGGCAUUUCUUCAAGGAGGGUACGCAGGACUGGUGCAGGUAUUGCGAACACCUGAUAAAGGGCGAGACGCAGGUUGAGCUCCCGCAAACUCCAGCACAGGCUUUCAUGUACGACGGCCUGCAGCAGUGUUGGGAGCUUCCAUGCCUGCUCCACUAUCUGUUCAGCGCACAGCGUGGGGCUGUGAGCGCUAUGGAGCUGCUCGGGGUCAUAGAGACUCUGAGGUCACGGCAGUCGUCUGUUCGUCGGCUUCGGUCCAAGCUGGACUUAGCAUACGACUUUGCGGUUGGCCUCCAAAAGGCGGAGCAGCAUCGCAGGUCGUACCUGGAAGCAGAAGAGCACAUCAGAGUGAUUGAUGGCGAAUUUGGGCCCAGCACCAAAAAGGCUUUGGUGGAAUUCCUCAUGCAGCAGGGAGAACUGAGUCGCAGCUUCAGUACACCAAACCACAAGGCUACCUGGGGCCAGGAUGCAUGCAAAGCGCUGCAGAGCUAUCUCAAGCGGAUCGGGUUCUACACAGGUCCACUGAAUGGUCAGCUCGACGAUGUUUGGACAGUCCGUGCAUUGAGAUCUUGGCUCCUGGACCUCGGCUUUAUCUACAAGAGAUGGCUUGUGGACAGGGAUGGUGAACUGGGCAGGUGGACGACAAUCGCCUUGCAAAGAUUCUUGAUUUCCACACACGAGCGCGCUCAUGGUAACAGGUACCUCGCGGUCAAUGGUCAGUGGACGGUAGACUUUGUCUUCGCCUUUCAGGAUUUUUUGGCUCGGAGCGGUACUGCAAGCCCUCGAACGGGGACCUGGCGAUUUGCAAACACCAAAGCCGUCCAGGAAUUCUUGAUCAGGCGCGGCUACUUGAUUGGGCAGAAACAGCUCAGUGACGACACCGACGAGAUCUUCGAUGAGCAGGUAUGUCGUGCGCUUCAAUGUUGGCUCCGCGAUCAAGGAUUUCCGUGUGGCCUCAACGGAGAGAACGCGGACGGCGUCGAUGGAAAGUUCGACACUGGAACCAAGCUGGCAUUGCAGCUGUUUCUCAAGUCAGAUCGGGCCAUGCUCGUUCACAAGGACCUCAUCACCAACGGCAAAUGGAGAGCCGAGACAAUCCGCCGGUUGCAGGACUUCCUGUCCGAGGACAACUCAAAUCUAGAGGUGAAUGGUCUUUGGGACCUCGCCUCCGGACAGGCCUUGCAAGCCUUCCUCAAGAGCCAGGGGCGAUAUGUCAGCUUCGUGGAUGGUGACUUCGGCGGCGUGUCUGUGCAGUCGCUACAGGCCUGGCUACGAGAUGAGGGGUUCAGCUGUGGCAAUGAUGGUCCUCGGUGCGAUGGAGUGUCCGGAAACUGGACGAAGGACACAACAGCAGCUUUGCAGAGGUUUCUAAACUCCAGGAAAGCAUCGGCUGGCGUGGAUGCCCCUGCCAUUUGGUCCGACGAGUACGCAGACCUCAAGGCCUCAUGCUGGGCCAUGGCUCUGUUCGGUGGUGCUGAGAGCUACAUGGAAGAGGACGCUCUGGAAUUGCUGCCGCCGGCCGACGUCGAGAAAGGCCGCAAAGCCGCGGAGGCACGGCAGCUCUUGCGCGACUCCGGCCUGUCUGUUCCAUUUGGCGAGUGGUGGGGUGCUGCACAGCUGUUGUCCAACCUGGGCAGCGGGACUUGGCUUGAUGCAGCUGGCAGCGAAGCAGCAGUCGCCGCUGUGAUAGCAUUGCAGAGCCUCGAGAGUGCUGAUGAGGCGCCAGAGGGAGUCUUCGAAAUGGGCAUCGCGUCGCUGCUUAGCCAUCUGCGUGUCGGCUCCAUGCAGGCAGUGGAGGCAUCCUGCGCAGCGCUGGGUAGAUUGGCCGACAUGCACCUCUUGCAAGUCGAGGUCCAUGACUCCGCAAGGAAGAUUCUGGCGUUGCGCUUGCGAGCAAAUUCGGCAAUUCACACUGCAGUUGCUAGAGGUCUUACCUCUAUGAAGAGCCUGGUCUCGCAGCUUUGGCCCGUGCUGAGGGAGCGUCUCUCCUGCAGCUCCGAUGGCCUCGAUGUCAAAAUAGCGGCAGAGGCGUUGGCGUCCCUCGACUGGGAGAAACUCCUCCCCGAGCAUGUUCUGAGUUCAUGUGCCGACAUACUCGGACCGCGACUGCACGAGGAGGAUUGGCUAAUGCGCGUGGGUGCCUGUCAUGGAUUGGCUGUCUUUGGUAGAAAGGCGUCCGGACCCUACCUCGAUCCUAUCCUGCAGCUUGUGGACGAUGAAGAGGGCCCAGUGGUGGGGGCUGCAGCCUACGCUGUGAGCCAGCUCAUGGACGGCAGAACUGGGCGAUUGCUUGGCGUGGUGCGGAGGCUCCAAGCGCGCCUACCCGAUGCGGAGAGCGACUCCUGGGUACGAGCAGGUGCCUGUCAGGGUCUUGGCCUGCUCGGCGUUGUUGAUGAUGACACCAUUUCCGUGUUGUCUGCACACCUGACGGACACAGAAGUCAUCGUCGUUGAGGCAGCAGCUGAGGCCUUAUGCAAUCUGCAGAUGAUGAAUGCCAUAGACCUGAAGGUGGUGGAAGAUCAAGCCAGAGAGACCAGCAAGCGGUUGCACCAUCCAGACUGGCUCACCAGGUGGGCGGCCUGCAUUUGCUUGGGUGCACUGGGUGCUGCGGCACAACCUUACCUCCAGGAGUUGAAAGAGCGAGUUACUGACGAAGACGAGAACAGGGUUGUUCACGAUGCUGCCAAGAUGAGCCUCGCAAGGCUACAUGCUUUGCAGCGCAGUGAGCGCAGCCUUGACAGGGUUCAGCUGGCUCUUUCAGGGGAUGGGUCGGUCAGGCACGGAUAG